This is a messenger RNA of Haliotis rufescens (red abalone), 2361 nucleotides long. RefSeq names its product protein C1orf43 homolog. The coding region runs from base 152 to 1009 and encodes 285 amino acids. The transcript has 8 exons. The record is from RefSeq and is a predicted model, not a curated record. Lineage: Eukaryota; Metazoa; Mollusca; Gastropoda; Lepetellida; Haliotidae.
UUUUAGUGACAACCAACAUGGCGGGAGAUUGAUUUCCGGUUAUUAAUUUUUCUCCGUGUGGCAUGCAGACAUGAAGUACAACCCUGAAUAAUUGGCUUCAUCAUCAUGAUCAUGGUUUAUAUGAUCAAACUAUGUUUAUCAGUUUCUGGACAUGGCUGAAUUGUCACUUGUCAGUGUAGUCCUGUUCAUAUCAUCAGGGGGCUUGGUUUUUAUCCUACUGUUCCUGUUUGCCAAGCGUCAGAUAACCAGAUUUACUCUCAAAUCUGCAAGAAGACCCCAUGUCAACAUUGGAACAGAUGCACCCAAGAUUAUGCGACAGGAGAUCAAGCGGCGCCUGGAUCGGGUGGAGCAUCUUAUGUAUGAGCCAAUGCUGCUGACCGAGAGAGUCCAGCUUGUGGCUUCCUCAGUUCCCAAUCAUUACUACUACAGAAUGAAGGCUCUUGAUGCUUACACAAAUGCAAUCGAGAGUCUGCGAGAGAACGAGCCAACGAUGGAGGUGCGACACCCGACACAGACUAUCCGACAGUACCUGUUCUCCCUGUGUCCUUCAGCCAUCACAGGACCCGCCCAUAAGUCGGACAUCAUCCACCGCUUCUCCGACGGCUAUGUACAGGCCAGGCAUGACCCAGCUGUGUUUGAAGGAGAGCAGUUCGUCAACUACAUGGAGCUGCUGGACCAGGUGAUUCGCCUCAUCAAACAGGAUGCUAACAACCGCAGCAGCACGGCGGUAUGGUUUGGCAAGAAUCUCAAGGACACAGAAGUGAUCUUCCAACCAGGGAAAAAGGGGUUUGAAGAUGGCAGAGUUACCGUCCAAGCCUCCAAGUCUCACAAAGACACAGAACCAAAGACAGAGACCCGGAACCGGCGCCCAGACAGUCUGGAGCAUAUCAACCUCGUGGACAGUGGCAAGUCCAGUGGCUACAGCAGCACGGACAGGUCAAGCAGCAGUAGGGGUAGUGUGGAGAAACUGAUCCCUGUCCGAGAAGCGGAAAAGGAGGAUCCUGUUUAAAGACAGCUGGUGUAACUGGGGUUUUUUCAGGGAGGUAGGAUUAUAGGAGGGUUGGUUAUAUGUUUGUUGAAGAUGUAUGAUGUGUUUAGUUAUUUAUUAUCAAGUGUUUUAGAGGUCAGUUUAGUUGGCAAUAUCAUGUACAUGAUUAUGAUCAUAUUGAGAAACUCCAAACUCUUGUUUGGCUUUGUAGAAAUGUGGUGUACUUGUUUGAACACAUGACAGAUGCAAUAUGACACAUUCUUUGAGAAUUGUAAGUCAAAAUUUACUCAUUUAAAACCAGCCUAGCACGACUGGCAGUUUUUGUCACCGUGUUAUGUGAAAGGUCCUCUUUCUAACUUUCACAUCUCCUUUAGAGUGUACAGCAGGCGUAGAGGGAAAAUGAGACAUGGUGACUUUCUUCUUGACAAACCGUAUUAACGUGAAAAAAAGAUAUUCUGGUCUUCUCUUGUUUGUGUGGUGGCAAGUGGUCCUGUGCACAGCGCCCAGGUCACAAAUCAGGUGUGUGAAGCCCAUUUCUGGUGUCCCCCGCUGUGAUAUUGCUGGAAUAUUGCUAAAAGCAGCGUAAAACCAUACUCACUCACUCACUCCCACAUCAGGUGGUGGUAAGCAAUAUUGGUCAUGGAGAGUGGGUGGAUGGGUGACCAUGGUGACCGAGUUUGGCAGUUUUCAAUUGUUGGGUCCUGCCCCACACUGAAGCAUUUGUGGCAUGUGGUGUCUCUUCAGGUAAGUGACUCUGUUCAAGAUGAGCAUUCACUGACUGGAAUUUGGCACAUUAUUCAAGAACAUAUUAUGAUUACUGUUACACAGGAAGAUCAUUUAUAAACAUGUCAAUGUCAGUGUCACCGUUUAACAAUUGUUUUGAAUAAGAUUAACAUGAGCACUGUUCCUUUCCACUUCUGCUGGAGCUGGAGAUUUAAAUACUAUUCUUAUCUUGAUUUUGUGUAGGUAGAACAACAUUCUCUAGUUAUUUGGUUUUUUUUUAUAAUUUUGGAAUAAAAGGAUGUGACUACUAUCAAAGAUAAACAAACAACUAGUGAAUGUUGUCACAUCCUUUUAUUCCAAGGAGAGUGUUUUAGGGUUUGGGGUUGUCAGCAUAUAUAUCGACCAAUCUCGCAGUAGUUAAGCGACUGUUAUUGUAUGAUAGCCGGCACAACUGCACAAGUUAUCUUUUUGUCGUAAUUGAUUUUAUGGAGAACAUAUAGAAGUAUAUUUCCUCAGUCAAAAGUUCUUUUGAUAUUAGGGGGCACGGGUGGCCCAGCCUAAGGCCCCGCGAUUCGCUGUGCAGAGUUGCGUCCCUUAGGCACGCCAGAAACCUAUGAUUGUGGGUUUCGAAUCCUGGUUCGCCCCGAUUG